CCCUCUCUAGCCGCUCACAGCACACGGCCAGCCCUAUUCUCUUCUCUGAAGUCUCUCACAAACGCAUACACACUCUCUUUCAGCCAAAAAUGGCGAUUAGAAAAUCAAACAAACUAGCACAAACUGCAGUCCUGAAGCAAAUUCUCAAGAGAUGCUCGAGCUUAGGAAAGAAACACGGCUACGACGACGACGGCCUCCCUCUCGACGUGCCAAAAGGCCACUUCGCUGUGUACGUCGGAGAGAACAGAACUAGAUACAUAGUCCCGAUCUCGUUCUUGUCUCAUCCCGAAUUCCAGUGCCUUCUCCGGCGAGCCGAGGAAGAGUUCGGCUUCGAUCACGACAUGGGUCUCACAAUUCCCUGUGAAGAAGGGGUUUUCCGGUCACUGACGUCGAUGCUCAGUUGAAGUGUGAUCAUUUUGGUUGGAGAGAGAUGGGUCACCUCCAAGAAAGGCAGCAUAUUUAAUAUAUGCUUCUUUCUUUCUUUUUUUACAUCUUUCUUCACUGUAUUUUGAUCUAGCUAGUGAUCUUUUUUUUAAAGAACCUUUUGGGUUUUUCUGUUAAAUGACUCUAAACCCAAAAACCCAUCAAGGCCUAAAAUUGUAAAAAGUAUGAGAUUUUCCUCAAGAGAGGCGUAUUGUUAUUUACACCCUUUGAGUUUGAGAGCUUGAUGUUAUGGAAGGACUAAUUUUCAUGUUA
Cornus florida is the source of this 696-nucleotide messenger RNA. Its product is annotated as protein SMALL AUXIN UP-REGULATED RNA 12. The coding region runs from base 90 to 404 and encodes 104 amino acids. Gene Ontology annotation, biological process: response to auxin. NCBI's taxonomy places the organism in Eukaryota, Viridiplantae, Streptophyta, Magnoliopsida, Cornales, Cornaceae. The transcript has a single exon. The record is from RefSeq and is a predicted model, not a curated record.